This is a messenger RNA of Pectinophora gossypiella (pink bollworm), 1532 nucleotides long. RefSeq lists its product as uncharacterized. The coding region runs from base 565 to 1479 and encodes 304 amino acids. The transcript has 2 exons. Gene Ontology annotation, molecular function: DNA binding. Gene Ontology annotation, biological process: DNA recombination; DNA integration. Lineage: Eukaryota; Metazoa; Arthropoda; Insecta; Lepidoptera; Gelechiidae. The record is from RefSeq and is a predicted model, not a curated record.
CUUAGUGAUGCAAGUCGCCUUUUAUGCGAUGCUCACUUUGCAGAAACAAAAACACGAAGAAAUUUCGUUAUUUCCGCUAUUAAACCCGAAAUGAAGGACACAUUAGUUCAGAGUGCAAGAACUAACUUUCUAUUCGGAGACAACGUAGGUGAAAAGUUAAAGACAGCAACAACAAUCCAAAAAUCAGGAGAAAAUUUGAGACCUCAGCAAAAACCUAAAUUCCACAAAAGCAAUUUUAUCAACAGAAAUAAUUCUAAACCCAGGUUAAACCAGAAAGCCCUGCAUCCGAAAGCUGCGGGAAGAACCGAUGCGGGGCGAGGUCGCUUUACAACAAAUCGGACCCGCACGUACGAAACCACUCGCCACAGCAACAACGACCGCUCGCCGUCGCCACGACGCCUUCGCAGUCGCCCUACUGCUCGGACCCGCAGGGAUUAAUAGCCGAUUACGAGGUACAGUACGCAGGAUACUCCACAACCUACAUCAGAGUCUUCAGUUAGUUGCCGUGAAGUUGUCCGGCAAGCGUUAAUUAAGAAAUCAUUAUCUUAUAAAUCAAUUGACAUAAUGCUUAAUUCACUUUCAGACAAUACAUAUAAACAGUACGACUGUUGUAUCAGGGCAUGGGUUAGGUAUUGUAAUAUUCAUAAUUAUGAUUACGACAAUUCCUCUGUUCAUAUUAUCAUUGCUUUUUUAACGGAAGUUUUUGAAAGUGGAGCACAAUAUGGCACAAUAAACUCUUACAAGUCUGCCUUGUGUUUACUAUUAGGUCAUAAUUUAUUAAAUAAUAAUGAUGUCUGUCGUUUCAUGAAGGGAGUUUUCAGGCUGAGACCUACAAAACCUAAAUAUGAUCUUACUUGGGACCCAGCUGUUGUCUUAAAUUAUUUAGCGCUACAAUGGCCUAAUGAAGACCUCAGCCUGGAAAAUCUCUCCAAGAAAACACUGACUUUACUGGCGCUGGUAACUGCUCAUCGUGUACAAACGUUUUCAUUGAUUAAAAUCUCAAAUAUAGACCUGUCAAACUUACAUCAAAUUAUCAUCAAAAUACCCGAUUUAAUAAAAACGUCAAAGCCUAAUUCUUUUCAGCCUGUUCUUAAAUUACCGUAUUAUAAUGAUAGACCAGAAAUAUGUCCCGCAAGAUGUAUAAAAGAAUAUAUAAAUAAAACAAGUUGUUUACGCAGUAACAAUAAUGAUAAUUUAUUUAUUAGUUACAGACGGCCACACAGCAAAAUAUCUGCUCAGAGACUUAGUCACUGGGUAAGAGAUUGUUUAAAAAAUAGUGGUGUAGAUACUUCUGUUUUUAGUGCUCAUAGUACACGUCAUGCAUCAACUUCAGCGGCCGGAAAACUUGGUGUUUCUAUAGAAACGAUUAAAAAGACUGCUGGAUGGAGCCAGUCUUCUCUUGUAUUUGCACGUUUUUAUAAUAGAAAUAUAAAUGUAAAUAAUGAUGAUUUUGCACGAGCUGUAUUAUCUUCCAUUUAGAUAAAUGUCAACAUUUUUGUAAUUUAUAAAUUAAAUAAUUUAUGUUACUAUCA